AUGGCGGACUCUCUUCUCUCCUCUAUCGCCACCUUUCACACCACCAAGAUAAUCAUCACUGAUCCCACCAAGUACUACUUCAUUGGGUCAAUCCCUGACACCAUGCUUGCCUGUGUGUCUCAAGCAAGAAAUGUUCUGCAACAAUAUAGGAAGAUUCCUUCUUCAGGUCCAAGGGAACUCACACCAGCCAUGGUUCGCUCCAUUGAAGAGACUGACAAGCCAGCCAAGAAGGGAAAGAAACCUGAGACACAGAAGGAGACGAUGGUUACAAAACCAAACAAGGACACUACCACUACCACCACUACUACAUGGGCUCAUUAUACAGCACCCACCCCACCAGUUACAACCGAACCACCAGUAACAAUCGAACCUUCCACCACUACAAAACCCUUAUCACCUACCCCAUCCACUGACACCACCCCAGUUCUAGGCGGUGAGGACUUAGAAUUUGAUUCCACUUAUUUCAGUCCUUACCGUGUACAGAGUGAUGAAGACGAAGAUGCACCUGUCACCAAGUGUCAUCUCAAAGCAGUCAAUGACAAACUUGAUCAACUGCUUUCCUCCUCUUCCUCUGGGGCCUAUUCAGAUGAUUCUCUUAAAGACUUCUCUGUUGGUGAUGUUCACUCCAUUUUGCCUCAUCUCCUUGAUGCACAUGAUCCCAUCAUAAACAUUACCAUACGAAGACACUUGGCUGAGAAACUAAGACCUGCACUGGAUAUCCUUAGUCGUAUCGAGGGAGUUUCGGUGACUGGUGUCCAGCCGAAACAAGGGGGAGAGAAGGCAGCGAAAAAUCAACCUCCUCCUGAACCGAAACCAACUGUUGAACCGAAGGAUAAUGAAGCUUCGAUCAGUAAAAGAGAUAAGAAGAAAAAGAAGAUCGGUGAAGAUAACACUGAUGACGAAGACGAUGUUUAUGAAGAAAAUCCCGAAAAGCCUUAUCAAAAAACAAAAUCUACUGAUAAAGAGCUUGAAGAAAAGUUCAAGAAGCAAAUGGAUGACCUAGAGAAGAAGCAAAAAGAGAAGGAGCUUAUGGAGAAGAAGAAGUCCAUUUUUCCAAAAUGGACUAUUGACUCGCUUCAAAAAAGCGCCAUAGACGAACCAAGUGUUCUUUGGCUCGAACCAGUCAUGUCAUUUGGUCUUGAAAACUCCAAGGAUGAACAGUUUGACAUGCCGAUCACUUGA
Molecule: messenger RNA, 1182 nt
Organism: Lactuca sativa (garden lettuce)
Lineage: Eukaryota; Viridiplantae; Streptophyta; Magnoliopsida; Asterales; Asteraceae
Source: RefSeq, a predicted model, not a curated record